Molecule: messenger RNA, 916 nt
Organism: Microplitis demolitor
Lineage: Eukaryota; Metazoa; Arthropoda; Insecta; Hymenoptera; Braconidae
Exons: 6
Coding region: 107-916 (269 amino acids)
Source: RefSeq, a predicted model, not a curated record
CACGAGUCAACCAAUCUGCCAAAAUUGUUUGCAAUGCAUUUGUAAAAGCUGAAGAUCGAAUGUAACACCUCAAUAUGUUGCAUUCCUUUAGCAACAAUUACAUGCCAUGCAACAUUUACUGGCCAAAAAUGAUCAAUUUAUUGGUAAUGGAGAUUGUAAGAUUGAAUUAUUUCCGAACACGGGAAUAUUCUUAACUCAUAAUCAAAUAAAUCUGGCAUUAUCAAAAGCUAACUCAAAUCCUCGGGAGUGGGUUCGAUGUUUACUUAGUUACAUUGUCAGUCCAGAUGAAUUUAUAGCUUUCAAAACAGCAGAAGGAAUGAACAAGAGCAACAGUAAUAUUCGCAAUGCUAUUAUUGGAUACUUGAACAGUGAACAUAAAUUUGUGUUAUCAACGACGGAUUUUAAUGAUAUAGUGAGACGGAAAAUUUACCAGUAUUCACUCGAAAAAAAAAAUCCUAUUGCAGUUGAAGAGUUUAAAAAUCAGAGUCGUCAAAGAGCAAAAAAAAGUAGAGAAAAGCGGAAGUCAGUUACUGAUGAUUCUGAGAAGAUUCCGAAGAAAUUGAAAAUUAUCAAUACUGAAAUUUCGAAAGAAGCUGAGGAAGUAGUAAACAAAGAUGAAUUAAAUAAUAUGAAACAAUCUGAAGAAGCUGAGUUACGAACGGAUGAAAUGAAAGAAAAUAUCGAACAACCACUGAACAAUAAAUUGAUUGAUACUGAUGGUUCAAAAGUUAAAGAAAUGAACAAUAACGAAAGGAAACAAGAAGAAUUGAACGGCUCAGCAGAUUUCAUCCAAGAACGAAAACAAGCAAAUAAUGAAUCAGAAAGGACAAACAGCUCAACAAAUUUUGAUAAAUCAAAUGCAACAGAUAAUAACAAAAUUCCACCUUCGACAACUAUGCAAAAUUGUCACAACUAA